Messenger RNA from Gossypium raimondii (Peruvian cotton), 716 nucleotides. RefSeq names its product major strawberry allergen Fra a 1.08. Lineage: Eukaryota; Viridiplantae; Streptophyta; Magnoliopsida; Malvales; Malvaceae. Gene Ontology annotation, cellular component: cytoplasm; nucleus. Gene Ontology annotation, molecular function: abscisic acid binding; protein phosphatase inhibitor activity; signaling receptor activity. Gene Ontology annotation, biological process: abscisic acid-activated signaling pathway; defense response. Bases 75 to 554 code for a protein of 159 amino acids. The transcript has 2 exons. The record is from RefSeq and is a predicted model, not a curated record.
CUCUAUCAUCCCACACCUCAAAUACUCGAUCAUCCAUUUCUUCUUUUCUUUGAACUUAAAGUAAUAUUAGAAUCAUGGGUGUUUUCACUUAUGACUAUGAAUCUACCUCUCCAGUCGCCCCUGUCAGGCUUUUCAAGGCCUUUACUAUUGAAGCCGCCAAGGUUUGGCCCACAGCUGCCCCUAAUACCGUCAAGAGUGUUGAGGUUGAAGCUAAUCCUAGCUCAGGAAGCAUCGUAAAGAUCAAUUUUGUUGAAGGCCUUCCAUUCCAAUAUAUGAAGCACCAGAUAGGAGGACAUGACGAAAAUAAUUUUUCAUAUAGCUACAGUUUAAUCGAAGGUGGGCCCUUGGGGGACAAGCUUGAAAAAAUCAGCUAUGAAAACAAGUUUGAGGCAGCUGCAAGUGGAGGAAGCAUUUGCAAAAGCUCGAUGAAAUUUUACACUGUUGGCGACAAUGUAAUCACUGAAGAUGAAAUCAAGGCUCUCAUUAAAGGGAGUGAGGGAGUUUACAAGCCUGUUGAAGCUUACCUCUUGGCUAAUCCCGAAGCCUGCAACUAAGAUAUAGAUUGCUUUGAAUUCUCAUGCUGCUUUUAAAGAGUGGCCAUUACUUUCAAUGGUGUGUUUUUUAUAUUUUCUCUUUCCACUUAAAACUUAAACUUUCUUAUGAUUAUUUUAAUAAGAGCGGUGGUGGUGAUCGAGCUUUGAUCAUCUUUAUUUUCA